This is a messenger RNA of Brassica napus (rape), 2096 nucleotides long. Its product is annotated as arginyl-tRNA--protein transferase 2. The coding region runs from base 192 to 1937 and encodes 581 amino acids. Gene Ontology annotation, cellular component: cytoplasm. The transcript has 6 exons. Gene Ontology annotation, biological process: protein arginylation. The record is from RefSeq and is a predicted model, not a curated record. Lineage: Eukaryota; Viridiplantae; Streptophyta; Magnoliopsida; Brassicales; Brassicaceae. Gene Ontology annotation, molecular function: arginyl-tRNA--protein transferase activity.
AUAGAACGGGCUAUUGAAGAUUCUGAUUUGAGACGUGGGGGCAAGCAAGCUAAUGAUUCUUAUUAUUUCCUGGGGGAAACCAUCUUCUUCCAAAUUCUUCUUCUUCUUCUUCUCCGGGAAGAGCUUUAAAAUUAGAAGAGCCACCGUUGACUCUCAUCGGGUUUAAUUCUAUCGGAAUCUCUGCGAUCAUCAUGUCGUCGAAGGCGAGUAGCAGCCGUGGUGGAGAGAGUAUCGUCGCUGAUUGUGGGCGCAAUACAUCCACUUGCGGCUACUGUAAAUCCCCUACCAGCUCCAGCAUCUCUCACGGUUUAUGGACAGAGAGACUCACUGUUCAUGAUUACCAAGCUCUUCUUGACCGUGGAUGGAGACGGUCUGGCUGCUACCUUUACAAACCUGAGAUGGCUAAAACUUGUUGCCCUUCUUACACUAUCCGCUUGAGAGCAAAUGAUUUUGUUCCCUCUAAGGAGCAGCAGCGAGUGCGUAGAAGACUAGAAAGGUUCUUGGACGGUGAGCUAGAUCUGAAGCCUAGAGAGCAAACAGAAGAUCCAGAUGUGGAAGUUUCAGAGCCGGUGAGAAAGUUACUUGGUUCUGGUAAAAGAGAACAAAACAAUGAAGUGGAACCAAUCAUGAAAGAUUUGUCUGAACAAAUUGAUAACGCGGUACAAAGAUGCAUACAGAGCGGGGAGUUUCCUUCUAAUAUUCAGAUUCCAAAAUCUUCGGUGAAGAAAGUCCUCUCUGCCAAAAGGAAGAAGCUAGCCGAAGGGUCAGAAGAGCUCUUGUACACCAGCAACAUUGCUUUUCCAAUUGUAGCUGCACUUAAACAAACAUCUCAGAAAGGCGAGGGAAGAAACAAUGCAGAAGAAAACAGAUUAUCACCAGAGACUGUUUCUGAGAAGUUGUUAAGUGAAAUAAAGAAAGUAGGAGAGUUCCCUAGCUUGGCUAUCAAAGUCUGCAAAGGCCAUAUCAACUUCUUUUCAGCUACACAAGUCACUUCCUCAGAGAGAGAUCAAGGUGAAAGCCUCCCCUCUGCUACAACAACUACAAAGUCUUCUUCAAACAACCUUCAGGUAAGAAAGAAGAAGCUGGAGAUACAUUUGAAAAGGUCAAGUUUUGAUCCAGAGGAGUAUGAACUAUACAAACGUUAUCAACUGAGAGUUCAUAACGAUGAGCCAGAAAGCAUCUCAAAAACUUCGUACAAAAGGUUUUUGGUUGACACUCCGUUGAUCGAAGUUCUCCCUUCAAGUGAUGGUGAUGAUGAUGAAGAGGUUCCUCCUUGUGGCUUUGGUUCUUACCAUCAACAAUACAGAGUUGACGGACGUCUUAUAGCUGUGGGAGUAAUCGACAUUCUUCCCAAAUGUUUGUCUAGUAAAUACCUAUUCUGGGAUCCGGAAUUUGCUUCCUUGUCUCUUGGAAACUACUCUGCUCUCCAAGAGAUCGAUUGGGUGAAACAGAACCAAGCUCAUUGCUCUGCGCUUGAGUAUUACUAUCUUGGCUAUUACAUACAUUCUUGCAACAAGAUGAGAUAUAAAGCGGCGUAUCGUCCUUCCGAGCUUCUAUGUCCUCUCCGUUUCCAAUGGGUUCCAUUUGAAGUAGCUAAGCCUCUACUUGACAAAAAGCCGUAUUCUGUGUUGUCUGAUUUCACUAAAGCUUCUUUAUCACCUGCACCUCAAGCUUCUGAAACACUAGUGAAGUCCACGAGGGAACGGGAAGACAUGGAGAUGAACAACUCUGAUGAAGACUCAGAUUCUGAUUCUGGUGUUAACGGCAAUGACAUUGCCAAUAUACUUAUCAGUCUUAAUGGAGCUAGGCUUCGAUACAAGGAUUUAUUACGGAUCAUGAACAUGAGAGUUCGUAAACAAAUGGAAUCGAUGUUUAUCAGUUACCGGAAAGUUGUGGGAGCUGAGCUUUCGGAGAGAAUGGUGUAUGAACUACAGUAACACUAAGCUUACUCUUUUGUAACAUUAAUAACAGUGAUGCUAUAUCACUGAAUCUCAGAGCAGUCAUGUUUCUCCAUCUUGUCAUGUUUUCUCAGCAAAACAGAGUGAAACAAUUCACCCAAACUAUGAUUAUAGAAUGGAACUAUGCUUUUAACCAAA